Cylicocyclus nassatus is the source of this 1069-nucleotide messenger RNA. NCBI's taxonomy places the organism in Eukaryota, Metazoa, Nematoda, Chromadorea, Rhabditida, Strongylidae. The record is from the annotation of a GenBank genome assembly.
GUUUCAGAUGUCUUCUAUGAACAAACGGAAACACAGCGACGUAUCAUCAGAUCGUAAUCACAACACUAAAACACCAGGAGGUGAAGAAUGUCAAUCAAAUGCAGAACAACUGAAAUGGAAGAAGGAAUAUUACGAACGUCAAGAACGACUUAUUCGGUUUUAUAAGCAAGACCAGGAGCUCAAUAAGCCAAAGCCACAAGCACCCCCAGAAGACGAUCAGGAAGAUCAGCGAUUAUUGAACUAUUGUCUUGCCCUCACUAUAUAUUCCCUUUUCGGCAAUCUUUUAGCAUCUAUAUUAUCAGGAUCUCUUUCGAUACUCAGUACAUUUGUGGACGCCCUAAUGGAUCUUAUGUGUAGCGCGGUUAUGAAUACCUGCCUUCAUCUCAUCGAGAAGUCUGACACAGUUGAGUACCCAAGAGGGAGGCAUCGGCUUGAAUAUGUUGGAAUCAUGAUGUGUGCAAACUUAAUGGCCUUCGCGAACAUAUUUAUGGCGAUGCAAGCGUACAACAGUAUCGAGGAUGGUUCCAGUAAGCCUGAACUUACUCUGCCAACGACACUGAUUGUGGGCACGCAAACUAUUUUGAAAGCUCUGCUGUCAUGGAUUUGCUAUCGGAGAGGCUCUCCAUCCGCGAUCGUCAUCGCCAUGGACUUGAGAAAUGAUGUCGUAACGCGAUUAUCUGCUGUUGUAUUCGCGUUCAUCGGAGACCGAUAUUGGAGGCUAGCAGAUCCGAUAGGAGCCAUCGCUAUAUGCUCAAUGAUAGCUCUGUCAUGGUUCUACCAUGCCCUGGAGCACAUACCACAGCUUGUGGGAAAAAGAGCAAAGCAAGAGCAGCUGAGCAGAAUACUCAAGUUAGCAAUUGAUCACGACCCCAAUAUCAAAUGUUUGGAUCAUGUGAUGGUGUAUCACACCGGAGAAAAGGCAUUUGUCGAGAUGCAUGUGGUAAUGGACGAAGGUCUCCCUCUCAAGAUUACGCACGAUGUUUGCGACUCCCUCGAGAAGAAGCUGCAGCGAUUGGAUUUUGUGGAAAAAGCGUUCAUCCAUUGCGAUUAUUAUUGUGAUGGAGACUGA